UUCAGAUGAAUUCCCAGCUGGGCUCCCGAAAGAUUACUUUGUAAUAGAGUCAGAAAGCAGUGGAGCGUUCAAGAGAUUUGAUCUAGAGAGACUUGUGAAGGAAGGAAGAGUGGAGGGGGAGAGUGAAGCAGAGCAGAAGGGGUUGGGGGAUGAAAGUGAGAAGGUGGAGGUAAGGAUUUGGGGAUAGUUUAAUUAAAAUUUAAGUUUUGGGGUUUUGGAGGAAGUUUGAGGGGGUUUGGAGGGGUUUUGAGAGGUUUGUUUUGGAUUUUAGUCCAAGGGGUUGGUUAGGAGGAAUAAUUUGGGGUAUAGAAUGGGAGAGGUGGUAAUUAGCAUUAUUCUACUUUUCUGUUUUAAUUAACACAUUUAUUUUUAGAGUAUCGGAUUUGCAAAAUAUUCAGAUGGAAGUAGCGAAGCUCGGACUAGUGCUCUCGUAAAUUUAUAUAAAAACCUGAACACAAGAAUAAAAAAAUCUCCAUCUCAAGAUACCAAAAAUUUAAAACAUCUAAAAGACCACAAAAUGCUUCUAAAGCACCCAAAUAAGCCAAAAUCUACAUCUCGAACUCCAAGAACCCAACCCAAAAACUCACAAAAUUACAAACCAAAACCCAACACCAACCCUUACAAAAACACCCUCACUCAAACCCCAAAUCCAUCCAAUAAUCCCAAACCUGCCCUCAACUUCCCUCAAAAAACCCCUAAAUCCCCUUCAAAACCCACCAAAAUCCCCUUCCAGCCACCACCUAAAUCCCAAAAACAUUUUAACCCGAACAAAGACCUGAAACCUGCUAAAAGAGUUAAGCCAAUAAACGAAAAGAAGGAAACCCAAGGAGAUUCUACAGUGAGAAGACAGAUGAAGGGGAAGCAGGAGAUUGCUGUGAGAGAAGGUGAAACAAAGGAAGGCAGCAGGAAGGGAAUUAGGGAGAGAAAGUAUAGAAAGGGAUGAGCCAGAAGGAAUUUAAUUGGAAGAGUGUAUGAGAUGAAGAAGGCAGCGCAGAUAGAGCAUAACCGAAUCAGUUUGGGCAGGAGAAGUAGGGAUAAAGAGAAAGAUAAUGUUAAAGAGAAAUAUCAGGGGGGUUGUUGCAAAGGAAGUAUUAUAAAGAUCAAGCAAAUUGAGAGCUUAGAGAAAUAUCUUUCAAGUAAAAGAGAUUUCACACCAAAUGUCUUCCCUCAGAUGCCAAAAAUCGGGACUCUCAACUUCAUGCGAAAGUUUCGGAACAGUCAUUUCUCUCCUCAGCUUAAAUUCAAUGAGCUUAGUAAUGAUACAACACUAGAGAUAAACAAACUGAUGACUUGAAUACCAACUAAGCCAAAAGAAGCUCCAAUAGCUCAAAGAAAACCCCUGGCCAAAAAGUCAACUAAAAAUGGUGAAAACCACAACUCCAGUCUGAAUCUAAAAAGAAUGUACAGAAGACUUAAGAACAAAGUUGAUGUCAAAUGGGUCAAAUCUAACCAACAUUGGAAGGAACUAGAUGCUCCAAGAAUAAGACUCUUUUCUCAAGUAAGCCUAUUUGUGUAUCCCUUAGGAAGGAGAGAGGUCAAAGUAUAACAUAAAUAUGGUCAGGAAAGUUUACAGAAACUUGAAGUUAUAAGCAACUCUACUACUAAUCAUAGUCUCACCUCUGACAGGCAGAUUAUGAGACAAAGGAAAAAGAGAGGCUUUGCUUCUGUCAAACCUCGGCUAGACUUUGGCACCCAAGAUCCUUCACAUAUUCUAAGUGUCAAUGAUACUAUGUACACUGACCGCACUGGAAGAAAUUUAAGUGAACAGUAUAGAUAUUGAAAUACUAAAGAUAACUCUUUCGCAA
Messenger RNA from Moneuplotes crassus, 1805 nucleotides. The record is from the annotation of a GenBank genome assembly. NCBI's taxonomy places the organism in Eukaryota, Ciliophora, Spirotrichea, Euplotida, Euplotidae.